UCUUUAAUUUGUGCUGUUUUAUGGAAACGAAAAGAAAUUUUCCAAAAUUGAAAAAGAAAAGGAAGGGAAUCGGAACAGAAUGAGACGUUCACAUGCCCUCUGGAACAUCUAGACAUGGAUACAGGAGAAUCAUAAAACAACUAGAAAAACGUAAUUUGUCCAGGUGUUUUAUGACCCUUUUCGCUUGCCAUAAACAUCGACUCCGUCGUAAUCCUCAAUGGUUGGAAUUUGGUUAAAAGAGUUUAAACAUGAAGUGUGUCAUUGAAGGGAAAAAUGCCAAAGUGUUUGGCAGAGCUGUCCAUGCCCUCUCCAGGGUUGGAGAUGAGCUGUGGUUGGACCCCACUGUCAAAGGACUGGCUCUCAGAUCAGUGAAUUCGGCUCAGUCCGCCUACGCCUGCUUCAUCUUUUCGCCGCUGUUCUUCCAGCAGUACAGCUUCAUGGGAUGUGUGCCAAAGCAGAGCAGUAAAACGGUCAAAUGCAAACUUCUAAUGAAGUCUCUGCUUCCACUUUUUCGCUGUCUGACUUCCAUUGAGCGCAACGUUGAGUGCUGUCAAAUAUCAGUCAGUGCAUCCAGUGAUUGGGUGAUUAUCCAGUUUUUCUGCAGACAUGGCAUCACCAAAACCCAUAACCUACGUUUCCAGGAAAAAGAAGCUCUGCAGGCAGAGUUUGCCUCACACCUCUGCACAAAUGUGUUAAAAGCACCUGCCAGGCUUCUUGGCGAUAUGGUGAUGCACUUCCCGGUGUUUCAGGAGGAGAUAACUCUGUCCGCGACGCCGCUGCGAUUCAGCCUGAGAAAUUACGAGGAAAGUGGUGAAAGCCAAGUGAAGAUGAUGUACACAGAGAUGUCCUUACACCCAGAGGAGUUUGAAUACUUUCACGUCGACGUAAACUCAGAAAUAACCUUCUGUCUGAAGGAGCUGAGGGGUUUCUUGUCCUUCACAGAGUCACAUUGCCUUCCAGUGUUGGUUCACUUCGACUCAGCAGGAAAGCCUGUGUGCUUCUCUGUGGAGGACACGCUCUUUGAGGCCUCUGUGGUUCUGGCUACACUGAUAGAAUCUAAAAGCACAGACUCCAUCCAACCUGUAGGGAUUCAGGUCCACGCCACAUCCAGAUAUGUGGAUGCUGCUGCCCUCCGCGUGCAUGCAUGUGAAGGACACGGUGAAACAGGCAGAGAGCGCAUCACAUCCAGUCAAGGCAGCACCGUCAGCCCUCAACCCGACCCAAUUCCUCCUUUGCCUCAGACUCAACAAGCUAACAAAGAAUCUAUAAGUGUUAAUACAAGUCCAGCUUCCUCUAUGGUCUGCACUCUUCUAUUCAAGGCCUUGUCCUCAGAGCACGAUGACAACGUUUGUGCUGCAACUCCGCCUGUUCUGGCUGGUUACAGCGAUGAGGAAAUGAUGGAGGAGUUCUGUCCAAAAAGCCCUUCUCUGUGAGAGCUGUUAAGAUGUCAUCUGUUCUGACUUGUUCUUUCUGCUAAAAGCAAUAGAGUUCACAUUUAGUUUGAAUUUCCCUUCAUUAUCAAGCUUUGCGUUUCAGUGACUUAAGGCAUGUAGCUUCCUGCUCAGAGGCUGCUUUAAAUAUUCAGGAUGAAGGCAUCCUUCUUUGAUAAUUUAUAUCCCGACUAGCUUUUCAAAAUGUGUAUUAAUUAAAAGCGAACGGUAAUCCUAAAAGUUUGGAGCAUUGUUGAUUUCGCGGAGAGAAAUUUUAUUCCAGCAAAUAUUCAAAUGCCAAAUGAAUGUGAGACUAACCCACACAAAGAACAAACUGUCCUUGAGUGUUAUCUGCGACUGGCGUGCACAGCAGUUCAGGCCGAAGAACGCUGUACACAGCCAGAUGUCAUGAAGCCUUGGUGUGAAAAAGCAGCCUUGAAUGGUUUGGAGCAGCUGGUGGGAAGAAACCCCCCCUUGUUCAGUCAAACAUGACGUUUGUGUCACAGCAAAGAAGCACACCAUGAUAAUAAAUACUAUAUUCUUUAUUUAAAUAAAAUACAGAUUGGAUUUCC
Oryzias latipes (Japanese medaka) is the source of this 2002-nucleotide messenger RNA. RefSeq names its product RAD9 checkpoint clamp component B (gene rad9b). Gene Ontology annotation, cellular component: checkpoint clamp complex. The record is from RefSeq and is a predicted model, not a curated record. Gene Ontology annotation, biological process: DNA repair; cellular response to ionizing radiation; DNA replication checkpoint signaling. Lineage: Eukaryota; Metazoa; Chordata; Actinopteri; Beloniformes; Adrianichthyidae.